Vigna unguiculata (cowpea) is the source of this 751-nucleotide messenger RNA. RefSeq lists its product as uncharacterized. Lineage: Eukaryota; Viridiplantae; Streptophyta; Magnoliopsida; Fabales; Fabaceae. The record is from RefSeq and is a predicted model, not a curated record.
AUGUCUGUUAUCCAAAAACACACUCACUCUUUACAAGAACUAAACCCUGAGAAGGAGAGUUGGAAUAUCCUUGCAAGAGUUGUAAGGUUAUGGUUUGUUGAAGAUUACACAAAAGGAAAAACUCCAUUUUCCAUGGAAAUUGUUCUUCAAGACCAAGAGGGUGUACUCAUCCAUGCAUCUGUUAGACGCACAUUGAUAUACAAAUUCCAGUCUGAAAUCAAAGAGGACAAGGUUUACACCAUCCAAUCUUUCAGUGUUUCAUGUAAUGGUGGUUGUUAUAGAACCACAAAACAUGCCUAUAAGAUCAACUUCCAAUUUGGAACCAAGGUCAAUAUGGUGCAAAAUGUGAUUGGGAUGUUUACUGGUGUUGGAACAGAGAGGGAGCUAGAGAAAGCUGGUAAGAAAACCAAAAUGAAUGUCAUCCUUAUUGAAGCUGAUGGUUUGCAACUGGAGUGUACUUUAUUUGGUCAAUAUGUUGAUAUGUUAAAUGCAUUUCUGGCCUCUGGAGAGGAUCAACAUGUUGUCAUUGCUUUGCAUUAUUGCAAAGUGAAGACCUUCCAAGAUAAAGUUUCUAUUCAAAACUGUGUGAACUGUACCAAGAUCAUUUUUAAUUGUGAUGGUGAAGAUGCAACCAAGUUGAAAAAAAUGUAAGUCUAUAUACAUAACAUAUAUCUUUGUUUAUAGAUAGAUAUAUGUAUAUCUUUGUAAUAUAACAUAUUUUUUUAACGUAGGAUGUGGGAUAAUACUGAAU